AAAAAUAAUCAUUAGGUUUUCUUAAUAGACUUCAAUUGUUGAAAGUUGUUGUUGGUAUCUGUCAAUUGAUACUAGAUUACCAAAUAAAAUAUUUGACAGAAAAACGAACAAAGUAGGAAGAUUUAGCCAUUUAGGUCAGCUGUCUUUGAAAAUUUAUUAGAAUUCCUAACACAGUUAGGUAGUUUCAGCUGAUACUUAAAACUUAAAAGGGGCAAAGAUGAGAGUAAUUGUGUGUGACUAUACUUUUGCUUUGGAGUUUCACUAGUCAAAGGAAAAAUUAGUUGAAGACCAAAUUCGUAAACAAAAAUACUUUGUAUUAGUUUUGUUGGUGUGUUUAGUCUUUUCAUUGUAAUCUAUAUAUACUGGUUCGCAUAUCUAACUCGUAGUUAACAUAAUUAUAGCAACAAAUCACCACAAAAUUCUGAAUUUAGUAAAAUUUCCAGAAAAUUCAUUAAAGUUCUUUACAUUUUUUUUGUCGAUGAAUACAGGUUUACAAACUUUUCUUAAUUGAAGUUUCACAUAUUUGAAAGUAUAACAUUUAAAAAAAAAAAAAUGAGGUUACGUUAGAAGAGUGUUUUAAAAUACUUUAUAAUUUUUUUGUUAGGAUACAAGCCAAAAUUUAAUUUUCAAAUCACAAAAGUAAAUAAUAAAUCGUAUUAUUCUGACUAUAAGUCUAACACUAAAGAAUAUUUGAAGAAUUGUCCAAAAAAUUAGGAUUAAACAGAAAAAAUUUCACUCAAUCUAAACAAAGAUUUGGCCGUAGAAAGAUAACGCCGACGAAAUGCUCCACCACUUUAGUAUAUUUUUAAAUACUAGAAUUCAAUUCGUAAAAAACCAAGUUAUUAAAAAAAAAAAACAGGUAUCUCAUAGUGUAAUUGAUUUAUGUUUUGAUAUAAUCAAAACUGGUUAGUAGUUUAAUUAAAAUUAUCAUUUUCUUAAUUAGUAUAGAAUUCUAGUUAACGUAAUCGACUCAAUAUUUUUUUAAAUAUUAAAAAAACAUUAUUUAAUAUCUCUUAAUCAUAUCUAAGAUGAUAUUUUCUUCUAUUAAUAAAAAGGAAAAUGUGUUACGCAAAAAAAGGGGAAAGGUUUGAGUACCACGUGACAUAUACCUUUUUCUUCUCUACUCUGUUCGACAGUCACGCCGUUUAUAAUCUCUCUUUUUAUUCGAAGAAUUUACCUUCGAUUGUAAUGGAGCUUUCAAAAGAUCCGGACAAAAGUUCUAUCAUGAUUGUUCCAGAUACACCCGUUAAAACAAAACAAUUUGAGAAAUUUUACGUGAGAAGGAAAUCUAUUAAGCUUCCACAAGAUUCAGUAAUUUCUCCUCAAGCAAUCAAAGAUCGUGGUGAAGAAGAGAGUAAGGAGAAGUUUUUUUUUCCUCAAGAUGAUCCACAAAACACUCAUCAGAAAGACGAGAAGGAGAAUUCAAAAGAAAAUCAUGAAAGAAAGCGUGAUGAAUCAGAACUUUUUCAAGAUGAUGAUUCACAACGUGUUACUGGAAAAGGAAGGAGAAAGAAUUUAAAAGGGACACCAAGAAAACAGAGGUUUAACAGGCCACGUAUCUUGGAAGAGGGGAAGAAACCAAGGAAUCCAGCCACUACUCGACUGAGAACUAUAUCCAACAAGAGGAAGAAAAAGGACAUAGACAGUGAAGAUGAAAUUAUACCUGAGCCUGCAACUCCAAAAAAGCAAAGUCUUCCAAGAAGAAGAAAGAACGAGAAGAUUAAGAGAAACGUGGCUCGGACUUUGAACUUUAAGAAGGAAAUUGUUCUUAGUUGUCUUGAGUUCGACAGAAUUUGUGGACCAACUUUUCCAAAAGGGAGACAGAGGAUGACCACACUACGAAGAUAUGAUUUCCACUGUUUAUUACUUCCUAUGCCUAUUUGGAAAAAGCAAUCAAGAAGGUCUAUGCGUAGGAAGAAUGUGGUUAGAUGGGCUAGAAUUGCUUCGUCUUCUGAACAGAUAGAAGAAACCUUGCCUUUAAUAGUAAAGCAUCAGAAAACUGAUGGACGAGCAGAUGUUUCUUUGCCAAUUGAAGAUACACUCACGAGACAUGUUGGUUCUGUAGUCUCAAAGCGAAACAAGAAAAGUACUAAGAAUAUUGUUGAGCAUUUAAAUCAACAAAUAUCUUAUCAGAAAUAUCACAGUCUCUCUUCUCUAGCAGAUGUUCCUUUGCACAUUGAAGACACACUUAUGAAAUCGGCUAGUUCUGUACUUCCAGAACAACCCAUCAAGAAGACGAAGGAUAUUGCUAAGUUAAUCAAAGAAAUGGGAAGAUUAAAGAUCAAUAAAAGGGUAACAACGAUGAUCAAAUCUGCCAAAAAACUUGUUACUGCAAAGGUGAGUCUUGAUCCAGAGACCAUUAAAGAGUGGGAGCUCUUAAUGGUGAAUGAUCUUCCAAGUAGAUCAUAUGCUGACAAGGAGACAGAGGCCAAAUGGAAAAAAGAAAGAGAGAUUUUCCAAAGUCGGAUAGAUCUUUUCAUUAACCGGAUGCAUCUUUUACAAGGUAAUAGAAAAUUUAAGCAGUGGAAAGGCUCGGUUGUUGACUCAGUGGUUGGAGUUUUUCUGACACAAAAUGUAACCGACUAUCUUUCAAGCAACGCUUUUAUGAGUGUGGCUGCAAAAUUUCCUGUGGAUGCAAGAGAAGGUUUAGAAAGUCUAGCAUACUACAUUGAGGAACCUCAAGAUGUUAAUGACUUAGUUGUUGAUGGCCAAAGACCAACCCAUAUAGGAAACAAUGAUGCUAAAAGUUCUGAGUUUAUCACUUUAUCUGAUGAGUCGAUACCAGAGGUAGAAGAACAUGAGAACACUGCAAAAAGGAAAAACGAGAAAACCGGUAUUAUGGAAGAUGAGACAGUUGACUGGAAGACUCUUAGGAAGAUGUACACAAAAGAAGGAUCUCGUCCCAAAAUGCAUAUGGACUCUGUUAAUUGGAGUGAUGUGAGAUUAUCUGGCCAAAAAGUUUUUGAAACCACCAUCAGAAGACGCGGACAAUUCAGGAUUCUUUCAGAAAGAAUUUUGAAAUUUCUCAACGAUGAAGUUCAACAUAAUGGAACUCUUGAUCUUGAAUGGCUCCGAAAUGCUCCAUCAGAUUUAGUGAAGAGAUAUCUGUUGGAGAUUGAAGGGAUAGGACUGAAGAGUGCUGAGUGCGUACGGCUGUUAGGACUUAAACACCAUGCGUUUCCGGUUGACACAAAUGUUGGUCGUAUAGCAGUUCGACUUGGUUGGGUUCCUCUUGAACCUUUACCAAAUGGAGUUCAAAUGCAUCAACUAUUCCAGUACCCUUCAAUGGAUUCAAUUCAAAAAUACCUCUGGCCACGAUUGUGUAAACUUCCUCAAGAAAUUUUAUAUGAACUACAUUAUCAGAUGAUAACAUUUGGAAAGGUUUUUUGCACAAAAGUUAUUCCUAACUGUAAUGCAUGUCCGAUGAAGUCAGAAUGCAAAUAUUUUGCAAGUGCAUAUGUCAGUUCAAAGGUUCUUCUCGAGGGUCCAGAAGAAAAGAUGCAUGAGCCUGAUACUUUUAUGAAUGCAUAUUCUCAAGACGCUGAUGUAGAUAUGACAUCAAAUAUAAAUUUGAUAGAAGAAUGUGUUUCUCCUGGAUGUAGCGAUCAAGCUAUAUGUUGUAAGCCACUGGUUGAGUUUCCUUCUUCUCCUAGAGCGGAAAUUCCCGAGUCAACAGACAUUGAAGAUAUUCCAUUCAUAAAUCCUUAUCAGCUAUAUGCUAGAGUUCCUAAAAUUGAUUUUGACAUGGAUGCAUUGAAGAAAAAUGUAGAAGAUGCACUUGUAAAAGGUGGUAGGAUGUUGAGCAGUUCUGAUGAAGAAAUAUCAAAAGCAUUAGUGGUUCUCACUCCUGAAAAUGCAUGCAUUCCAAUCAAGCCGCCUCGAAAAAUGAAGUAUUAUGAUCGACUAAGAACUGAACAUGUGGUUUAUGUGCUUCCUGAUAAUCAUGAGCUGCUCCACGAUUUUGAGAGAAGAGAACUUGAUGAUCCGAGUCCUUACCUUCUUGCGAUUUGGCAACCAGGUGAAACGUCAUCCUCGUUCAUUCCACCAAAGAAAAAGUGCAAUUCUGAUGGAUCAAAGCUUUGCAAGAUAAAGAGUUGUUCGUAUUGUUGGACUAUACGAGAACAAAGUUCCAACACUUUUCGCGGAACAAUUUUGAUUCCAUGUAGAACAGCAAUGCGAGCGGGUUUUCCACUUAAUGGAACAUACUUCCAAACCAAUGAGGUUUUUGCUGAUCAUGAGACGAGUUUAAAACCCAUUGUCUUUCCUAGAGAGUUGUGUGACGGACUAGAAAAACGUGCACUAUAUUGUGGUUCAUCAGUGACAUCCAUUUUUCGAUUUUUAGAUACAAGACGGAUUCAACUUUGCUUUUGGACGGGGUUUUUAUGUAUGAGAGCAUUUGAUCGAAAGCAACGAUAUCCAAAAGAACUUGUUCGACGACUACACACUCCACCUGAUGAGAGAGGGCCAAAGUUUAUGAAUGAUGAUAUAUAGUUUUUUUUUUUUUUUUUUUGGGUCUAGUUUAGUAAAACAUUUAAACGAUAACAUGGUUCAACGAACGAGUAAAUUCAUUGUUUUUUAUUUAAA
Arabidopsis lyrata subsp. lyrata is the source of this 4584-nucleotide messenger RNA. Its product is annotated as DEMETER-like protein 3. Gene Ontology annotation, molecular function: DNA N-glycosylase activity; DNA demethylase activity. The coding region runs from base 1060 to 4491 and encodes 1143 amino acids. Lineage: Eukaryota; Viridiplantae; Streptophyta; Magnoliopsida; Brassicales; Brassicaceae. The transcript has 21 exons. Gene Ontology annotation, biological process: base-excision repair. The record is from RefSeq and is a predicted model, not a curated record.